AUUUUGAAUUUUGAUUUUUAGAACCAAAAUAACUUAAAAAAUACUGAGUUAAAAAUCUUUUUCUUAUAUUAAGUACUGUGUGGAUACAGCGUAGAUAAAUUUCUCUCAUCAUUGAUGAUUAUUCCGAUGCUAAAUAAUCCUAUACGAAGCCAUUUACGGUAUGGUGGUACAGUUUGUCUUCACUGUAUAAGAACAAUGACUUCAGCGCCAGGCCCUGUGGAAUGUACAAUUAGAAACAAACUACAGUCAACUUUAGAAGCUAGACAUGUGGACGUUAUAAAUGAAUCGUACAUGCACAAUGUCCCCAAGGGUGCUGAAACACACUUCAAAGUAGUCGUCGUGUCUGAUAAAUUUGAUGGACUACCCUUAAUAAAACGGCACAGGCUAGUGAAUGAUCUCUUAAAGGAUGAGUUGCAGUCUGGUGUGCAUGCACUGUCUAUUGUAGCAAAGACUCCACAACAGUGGAAUGAAAGUGAUAAAGUAAUUGAGAGUAGCCCUAACUGCAGAGGAGGCUUUGGCAAAUGAUUUUUGAUCAGCUUCUACUUCUAGGAUAGAACUUCACUUAAAAGUUAGGUAUUACUGAAGUCAAUUCUGAUAUGAUUCUUUAAACUUAAAACUAAAUUUAACAUCAGUCCCUCCUUUUCAUUCUGUUUAGACAAGGAGAAGGAUACACUGUUGUUAAAUUUUAGUUUAGGUUUAGAGAAUGGUACCAGAAUAGACACCACUGUCAUGAUAGCCUUGCAACUGCUGCCCAGUUCGAAUCAGUAGCUGGAUAGGCAACUUGCUUGUUUACAAUUUGGUAUUUACUCAAAUAUAAUAAAAUUUGUUGUUCUUGUU
Chilo suppressalis (striped riceborer) is the source of this 837-nucleotide messenger RNA. The record is from the annotation of a GenBank genome assembly. Lineage: Eukaryota; Metazoa; Arthropoda; Insecta; Lepidoptera; Crambidae.